CUCAACCUCUUCAUAGUCGUGAGAAUUAAAGAGAAAUAACAAGACUAAAGAGAAAGAUGAUGAACGCUAAUGGAUCAGAAUGGGUAUGGGGGUAUCUGUGCCUCGUACUUAACCUCGACGAUCAGAAAUUGUGCUCAAGUACGGUCACCAAAACCACCAAAGCCAUAGUCAUAAGAUGGGUUAUAUCGUUAUGGGUUCUUCUCCUGACUAUUGGUGUUGGAGGCUCAACCCCACCGCUCUUAACAAUCCAGAGCCCCGACGGCGACAUUGUUGACUGCAUUCUCAGAGAGAAUCAACUGGCAUUUCAGCAUCCCCUUCUGAAGAACCACAAACUUCAGGAACCACCCACACACAUACCAAAUAUGGUCGUAAAAGAAGCGGAAAUGGGCUAUAAGUGGCAAGUCUGGCACCAAACUGGAACAAGAUGUCCCGAGGGAUCGAUACCAAUUCGAAGGGUUAUUUCAAAGCAUAACGGAACUUCAAGCUCCAGCAUCAGUGAGAGGACUAAAAGUCACGAGUAUGUAAUAGGUAGUAUGGAAAACAAACCAAAAAUCUACGGAACACAGGUGACGAUGAACGUGUGGCAUCCCGUAAUAGAAGGCUUUAAUGAAUUCAGUCUGGGGCAAAUCUGGCUAACAUCAGGUUCUUACAAUGAUAGUGACCUAAACAGUAUAGAGGCUGGUUGGCAGGUUUAUCCAGACUUUUACAAUGACUCCCAGGCCAGACUGUUCAUUUUUUGGACCACGGACGCGUACAACUUGACCGGAGGUUACAAUCUUCGUACUGGCGGUUUCGUACAAACUAGUAAAGAAAUUAUGGUGGAAGGUGCAAUAUCGCAAACUUCUAUCUUUGGAGGCGAUCAAGUCGAUUUAACAAUCAGAAUAUGGAAGGAUACAAAAUCUAAGAGCUGGUGGCUAGGCAUCAUAAUUGGCCACAAUGUACUCGAGCCGGUGGGAUACUGGCCGGCCUCUCUUUUUACCAUCCAAACCGAUUACGCGGAGACGGUACAGUGGGGCGGCGAGAUCACUAAUAAAAACGAAUAUGGGCGGCACACCGAAACCCAAAUGGGGUCGGGGUAUUUUCCUGAUAGUGGAAGGGGGAAAGUUGCCUAUAUGAGCAACCUACAAAUUGCGUUAACUGAAAGUGAGUUCCAACCGCUCCAGGAUCUUUUCGUAGGAGCAACUCACCCCGAGUACUACCGAGGCAAAAAGUUGAACGACACAUGUUUUUACUAUGGGGGCCCACAGCAGCUUAACUCAAAAGCGGCUCAUCGUAUGCUGGACUACACUAUUCUGUAUUUUACUUUCGGCCUUUUUUUGCUCUUUUAGUUUUUUUUUUUUGAAUCUCGGCAGUGUUUUGAUUUGGAACGGUUUUCUAACCGAAGACAGUUUAAACAUUAUAUAACUACCGUGUUUAUCAAUUAAUGCGUGGUAACAACAAUUGGCAUACUUGACCACUUCAUUUCUUCUA
Messenger RNA from Brassica napus (rape), 1470 nucleotides. RefSeq lists its product as uncharacterized. Lineage: Eukaryota; Viridiplantae; Streptophyta; Magnoliopsida; Brassicales; Brassicaceae. Bases 57 to 1328 code for a protein of 423 amino acids. The record is from RefSeq and is a predicted model, not a curated record. The transcript has 8 exons.